Ustilago hordei is the source of this 1524-nucleotide messenger RNA. RefSeq lists its product as uncharacterized. The record is from RefSeq and is a predicted model, not a curated record. The transcript has a single exon. Lineage: Eukaryota; Fungi; Basidiomycota; Ustilaginomycetes; Ustilaginales; Ustilaginaceae. The coding region runs from base 1 to 1524 and encodes 507 amino acids.
AUGUCGGCCACAUCGCCGUGGCUGUCUACGUCGUCGUCGGGAGAUGAUAGCGCGAAUGCUAUCUCGAAUAACGAACUGGAUCCCUGGGCUGCCAUCGAGACUGGCUACCUUUGCCCUUCGGCUUCGAUGGAACAGCAGCAGCAGUUGCGCAGUCGCAAGUCGUCUCCAGCCUUGGACUCGAGCAGGUCGGCAAGAAGCAAUGCUCAGCCUGUCGACCGACAUCCCUUGCGCUCGCCUUCUCCUGCCCAAGCCGCUUGCAAUUUUGCUCCUCGCGACCCUGGCAAGAGAGGUCCAUCAGCAGUCGCUUCUGAAUGGAAAGCGAUCGGCGCUGGUCUCGCUGGUCUCUUUGGCGGACCAUCGUCAUUCAAGGCUUCCUCAUUCAACGCUUCCUCAUCCAACACCACCCCGGCUGCAGGCACACUAGACCGAUUGCAGGAUUGGUUCGGCUUGAAAGAUGAGCAGCAGCAGCAGCAACGGUCUUCUUCCAGUCGCAAUGCCGAGGGUGAGCAAGGGGUGCGCGUCCUCAUCCAUCCAGUCACCCCUACAGAUACGCUAUCUUCGCUGGCGUUGCACUACGGUGCAGACAUCCAAGUGCUUCGCAAGUCGAACAAGCUUUGGCCCGGAGAUCCUGUGCAGAUGCGCAAACUAAUCUACAUCCCCGUCGAGAGCUGCAAGCACCCUCCACGGAAUGCCGAGAUCAAGGUAAUGCCCACCAGAGGAGGCGCUGUCUCAUCCGCCGAGAGCCUUGCGUCUCUACGUGGCAAUGAUCCGGCUAGCAACUUUAUGCCAGAUACCAACAAAGCUUAUACUGAUUGCACGCCUCAACUCUCACGCUUUGUGCCUCGGGGUCAAGCUGUUCAUGUUGGCAAGGUUGCAGCGGAUCAACUGCGAUUCUUUGGCAGCAAGGAUUGCAACUCUCCGCCGCAGCUCGGAGGGAAUGUGUCGAGCAGCAAUGCCUCACGUUUCCAUCAUGACGACGACGAUCAGUGGAAGGCCAAUACCUGGCAUUUCGGUGGUGCUUCAACAAAGUCUAGAUCGCAGCAUCGCCACAACCAUAGCAACAACCUAAGCGUCCAUGCUUUGGACCGUGAUGAAAGCGCGCAUCACCGCUCUUUGCGAUGGAACGAGGCACCGCCACCGCACGCCAUCAUAGCAGAAGCGUAUGAUGGCGGCAAAGCACAUCAAAGACGUCGAGCGCAGAAAUCUCAUCCCUUGUUGUACGAUCUGGCUGCAGGUUUACCGGCUAAUACGGGUGCGGCCAGCAAGUGGGCUAGGCCGAUUCAGUUUGGCGAUUCACUGCCGGACGGUGGAUGUGGUGCAAGUAUUCCGCCUAGGCGUGGUGCCAAAGCAGGAGGCAUUGCAAAGCUCAUCGACGACACCAUUCGCGGUAGGAUCAGCGUCGAAGCAGCCCUCCAAGGUGCUUUCCAAGGCGUUACACCCAACACCCUGCAACCCUCACAGCAAAGGCAGCAACAACAGCACACAAUCCCUACAGAUACCCUUGGCAACGCCAAACAAGAUUGA